AUGGACAACAUUACUCAGACUGAAAAUGAGCCUACAUCACCAAAUCCACUCUCAAACGUGGAAAACUCGGGCCCGAAAGAGGACUUUGCAGGUAAAAGCAGCCUUCCGACGGGUCAACCUAAUGACAAUUCUCCGUUGUUAGCUUCAAAUUCAGCCCAUCACCCUCCCGAAUCUUCUUUGCCUGAAUUAGAAUUCCCCAUUCGCAUAAUCCAACGACAGCUUGUCCAAUCUUGCGCCAAGCCCCCGCGCAGCAAUUUAGAACACCUAGACUUACAAACACGUAUUAGCUCCACACAUAAUCCAAGUCAGUCGCCUCAAGAACUUAGUUUCUUCCCAUUGGAAUAUCCUCCAUAUCCAACGAGUGACGUCAACUUCGAUGAAUGGACUAACUAUGCUGCCUAUUGUGGCACGUCACCAGAGCCAGAGCUUCUCAAUCUUCUGUCAAACGAAGAGAAUGCAAGUCUUCACAAAAAGUACUUCACACCUCGAUCUAUAGAUGAUGUUAACAACGAAGAUUCAUCCUCUUGUGCCAACAAAAUAACGAUGCGGUCUAGAACACACGACUUCGAGGUAACAACUGCUCAGCCACAAAGUCAACUUCCAUGA
Molecule: messenger RNA, 606 nt
Organism: Botrytis byssoidea
Lineage: Eukaryota; Fungi; Ascomycota; Leotiomycetes; Helotiales; Sclerotiniaceae
Exons: 1
Coding region: 1-606 (201 amino acids)
Source: RefSeq, a predicted model, not a curated record